CUUGAAAGCUUGACGGCGCUUGCGGCUUUUAGGUUUGCCGGUAAUUUUGAGGCGCGAUUCGAUAAAUCCUCUGGAAAGUCUAAGUUUUUUUCAAGAUAAAAAAUGCCGCACUCGCUAAAGGAUUUUGCUGAUGAAAACUUCACGACCGGUGUAUGUGACUGGAAAAAUGCUCUUCGUCUGAACAUGUCCGAUGACACGCUCGAGUCCGGGUACAUUAUGUUAUUGUAUCUUGUAGCUUUUCCAGUUCUUCUCUUUUGUUGCACCAUCGGAAGUAUCUUUACAGUCGCUGCUAUUUUAAAUGAUCCAUCACAACGGAAAACCUCCACGGCAGUGUAUAUGAUCGCAGCAGCCAUUGGAAAUUUAUGUAUACUGUGGCCUCUCCUCCCAGAGUACUGUUUGUUGCUGGAGGCAGCCAUUUUCUAUGGGUUUCCGUAUGAUGCGGAUAAAGCAACGUAUCCUUGGGCGGUUUCCCAGUCAUUUGGCUUUGCUGAGUUCCUGGGAAGUACCGCUCUUCAGUUUGUAGAUUGGACUUUAAUAAUCUUUGCUUGCGAACGAUUAUUCAGCACAAUGCGGCCGCUAAAAGUUUUCUCCAGAACACGAUCUUCAGCCUGGAAAUGCGCGGUAAUAAAAGAAGCCAUUAUUUUAAUUCUGGCUGCAGCAUUUUCCUUAAAUUAUUUAUGGACAUUUUAUUACUGGUGGACUUCGCCAACGUACAAUGGCAAUGAGGGCGAGAUGCUGUUGGCUGUUCCUUCGCUGAAAACCUGGAGCAUUCUGCAAGCGAAUGCUGAAACAAUAAUGCUGAUUUCCAAACGCCUGUUGCUACUCUUGAUUAACGGGGUGCUGAUCUUCGUCUUGCGGAGACAUCAAAAAAGCACGAGAAGAACGUUGUCUUACCGUGCAAGUUCUCGAACAGAAAAUGCCAACCACAUCGUGCUGGGCAGUCUGGUAUUAUACUUGGUCACCCAACUGCCUUUUGUGGGCUACGAGUUUGCUCAAAUCGCCAGCCGUCCACCGUACUGCACCUUGGUCCUAACCGAAGCCGAGAACAUCGGUGCCCGUGAUAUUGUGCAGAUUAUCAGUUGGGUGGAUUAUUCGGCUACAUUUUGCGUCUACUAUGCAUCCAGUAGCAAAUUUCGUCAGCAGUGCACAAAUCUGUAUAGACGCACACUGAAGUCCAGUUGUCGGUUUUGUUGUUCUCGUAUUUCCGAAGGCGGUGAUGGAGGUUCAUCAGUUGGGACGAUUAUUCUUGGCACUGUUACCAGUAACUCGUCCACGGAAUAGUAAUAAGCUGAUUAGGCUCUACACUUUUUACCAGUACACUGUGUAGAUACUAGAAACCAAGAUACAAGUACAACCUUCCAGUGAUGGGCAGAUGUUGGGAUGCCAGAUUUUGGUUAUGAGCGGAACACUGUCGUUCGUUGCAGAUAGUUUUCCAGAACUUAAAUAUGCAGGAAAUUGCCGCCUUAGUAAAUAGUUCCGACAGGCGCAACGAUGGUUCCCGUUAGAGUUCAACAUUUCCAAGCAUCUCCCAAGAUACGACGCCGUGGUUGCGGCCAGUUUCCUUGGCCAAAUUGGUCAGUUCAGCCGGCCGACGGUUAUCUCUGUCCUCUGUCUGCGCUCUUUCAUUCAGCUGCGCAAAUAGGAUAUGGCCGGAAAAUGGGUUUAGAUGUAAAAUCAAAUUUGGCUUCCAUUGCAAGCGACAUUCAACUCAAGUGUCGGGAAGCCACAUGAAGGCCGGUUAUCUGUUGUUAAAAAUGUAAAGUGAAAGAAUGGAAGUGAACGGUUGUUGAGAAAAGCCGAAGGAAGCGUCGUUAACGGCCUAAACGUCAGCGAGCUAGUCGCCAGGUAUUCUCUUACCACUACCAAAAGAUUGGUAUUAAAAGUCAUCCAAAAAAAGUUGCAAGAGAAUCCGUGAUUUGAAGAGUCGUGCAGCCGUGGGGCGAUUUUCGAAUUAUGACAUCGGCUGGGAAAUCAUCGUAGGUCCAUAGCAACACGGGUUUUCCCUAUCGCUUUCUAAA
This is a messenger RNA of Paramacrobiotus metropolitanus, 2018 nucleotides long. RefSeq lists its product as uncharacterized. Bases 103 to 1281 code for a protein of 392 amino acids. The record is from RefSeq and is a predicted model, not a curated record. Gene Ontology annotation, molecular function: G protein-coupled receptor activity. The transcript is spliced from 4 exons. Gene Ontology annotation, cellular component: plasma membrane. NCBI's taxonomy places the organism in Eukaryota, Metazoa, Tardigrada, Eutardigrada, Parachela, Macrobiotidae. Gene Ontology annotation, biological process: G protein-coupled receptor signaling pathway.